This is a messenger RNA of Triticum aestivum (bread wheat), 1968 nucleotides long. Its product is annotated as protein FAR1-RELATED SEQUENCE 5-like. Lineage: Eukaryota; Viridiplantae; Streptophyta; Magnoliopsida; Poales; Poaceae. The record is from RefSeq and is a predicted model, not a curated record. The coding region runs from base 823 to 1785 and encodes 320 amino acids. Gene Ontology annotation, biological process: regulation of DNA-templated transcription. The transcript is spliced from 4 exons.
GAAAAUAGCCGUUCCAUCAGGUGCGGCUGCGAUGCCAUGAUACGUCUCCUGCGUUCUUCUGAUAAUGGUUAGUACAUUAGUCAAUUCAACAGUGCACACAACCAUGCUUUGUCGCUAACUUGUGGUGAGAAACUCCAUUGGAAGCCGCACCGAUAUAUUGAUGUGCACAUUAAGGAUUUGGUUAAGCAGUUGCGGGAGAAGAAUGUCAGCUUAAGCAAGGUGUACAGCAUUGUGGGUAGUUUCUUUGGGGCGAUAGAGAAUAUUCCGUUCACCAAAAGGUCUUUGAAGGUACUUUGUGGGAAACUAAGCAAGGAUCAGUCGGACCAUGACGCUACUAAAACUGUUCAACUACUACAAGACAUCAAAGCAGCAGACCACAUUUUUUCUUACAAUGUUCAUGUCGAUGACGAGGCUAGGGUCAAAACACUGAUGUGGGUCACGGGCAAAGGCAUAGACCAUUACAGGUAUUUCGGUGACGCGAUAACAUUUGACACAACAUGUCGGACUAACUUGUACGACAUGCCUUUUGGUUUGUUCGUUGGAGUGAACAACCACUUCCAGAGCAUCAUUUUUUGAGCGGUGCUUAUGAGGGAUGAAACCGUUGAAAGCUUCAAAUGGGUUUUUAGGGAAUUUGUUAGAAUGGUUGGUGGUAAAGCACCAAUGACUAUACUAACAGAUCAAGCAAGGGCGAUGGAGUUGGCGAUAAUAGACGAGCUACCAAACACGACACAUAAAUGAUGCAAGUGGCAUGUGCUGAAAAAGGCGAAAGAGAGCCUUGGUGUAUUGUAUGGCAAGAAGUCUGAGUUCAAGAGGGAUUUUCAAAUGUUGGUGCACCAUGUUUUAACUGUGGAAGAGUUUGAAAAUGGAUGGGAUGCAAUGCUCCUGAAAUAUGGUUUGCAUAAGCAUCCAUUCCUCACUCAGAUAUAUGAAGUCCGUUGUAAGUGGGCAAGACCAUAUUUUAUUGGUUCUUUUUACGCGAAGAUGACAAGCACACAACACAGUGAGAGCGCUAAUCACAUGAUCAAAUGUUAUGUGCCUCCGGGAUGCCCAAUGCAUCUCUUCUUGAAGCAAUACGAGAAGAUUCUUUUUGACAGAGAUUCGAAGGAGAGCUAUCAAGAAAAACGGACAACAAUAGCUGGGGUGGUUCUUAAAGGCAACUGGCCGAUUGAGCGCCAUGCCAGAAAGAUUUAUACACGCGCGAUGUUUGAGAAGUUUGGUGAGUCAUUGUAUAAAGUUGGGUCGUACGUGACAGAAGAAGUUAUAUGCAAACGGAAAUACCUCGUCCGUCAUGUCGAUGCUGUGAAAAGAGAAUCUUGGUGCAAAGGUAUUUUCACCGUGGAAGUUGUUGAUGGUAUGGGAGAGUUUGUAUGCGAGCGUGGUUUCUACCCUCAUUCAGACAUACUUUGUUGCCACACGCUUAAGGUUAUGCUUGAUCUCCGUGUGUCCGAAAUCCCUACAAAGCACAUAAUGAAAAGGUGGACAAGGGAUGCAUGUGAUAUUCUCCCUCAAGAUCUAGUUAUGUACCAGAACGAUCAAGGUCCACCUAAGGCCAAUACAUAUAGGCACUCCAAGCUUUACCAUGCUGCCCUGUCGUUCGUUGGUCAAGGUGAUGCAAAUGUGCAGUCUUAUGAGGCUGCUAUGCUGUUGAUAAAACAUGCAAGUGCAAAACUAGAGCCGCUUUGUGUUGUACGCGACGGGAUGGGUGUUGGUAAUAGAGAAGCUGCUGCUAAAUCACUGGCUGAAGACCAAGACAAUGUUAUGGCUCAGUGGGACGACUGUGUCUAAGGCUCAACGAUUGGACAAGCGCCCAAAAAGAAAAGACCCGCGGGUCACCCAACAAGUAGCCGUGACAAAGCUUCAUAUGAAAGUGCAGUAAAAAGGACACGGUUCUAAGAUUUUCCGUGGGGAGGGAUAUAAGAGUACCACGUGCCCUGAUCGUGGUGACAUGCCUAAAGCACCAAGGAAAGA